Molecule: messenger RNA, 441 nt
Organism: Trichoderma harzianum CBS 226.95
Lineage: Eukaryota; Fungi; Ascomycota; Sordariomycetes; Hypocreales; Hypocreaceae
Exons: 1
Coding region: 60-401 (113 amino acids)
Source: RefSeq, a predicted model, not a curated record
GAUGUUCUCGCAUAUGAUGCCUGGAAGCCAAAUGCCAACAAAACUACUAUGUAGUCAACAUGGAGCCUGAUACCUCUUCUACGAAGGCCGAGCUUGCAACGAUGGGUCUUAGCUCUGUGUAUCUAAAGGGUCUGCGCUGCUACAGUGGGCAUGUGGCUCCUUUGGAAGAGACCCCUCUGGCGACACUCUGCGUCCCAACUUCCCUGGCCAGCAACUCCUUUAUAAAGGAUGGAAUACCUUCUGUUCGAGGGUCCCUUGGAGUUGCUGCUCAGCAUCAUAGCGUUGGGACCAUCCCAGGUCUGACCACAUUGCGGAGCACGCACCAUAUGAUCACAUCACGAAGCGUCAGCAUUUUGAUGGACCGUAUUGGUGAGGGCAACACGUCUCUACACAGGCCAUAGAGUUAAUGUUCUGCUUGUUCGAGCAAAAGUCAGAGGAACG